This is a messenger RNA of Arvicanthis niloticus (Nile rat), 938 nucleotides long. RefSeq names its product HLA class II histocompatibility antigen, DP beta 1 chain-like. Lineage: Eukaryota; Metazoa; Chordata; Mammalia; Rodentia; Muridae. Gene Ontology annotation, biological process: antigen processing and presentation; immune response. Gene Ontology annotation, cellular component: MHC class II protein complex; membrane. The record is from RefSeq and is a predicted model, not a curated record.
AUGCCCUCAGAGAACCAUCUACUGCGCGCACUGCACGAGUGCUACGCGGAGAAGAACGGGACGCAGCGCUUCAUCAUGAGAUGCAUCUUCAACCGCGAGGAGUUCAUGCGCUUCGACAGCGCGGUGGGCGAGUUCCGCGCGCUCACCCCCAUGGGGCGACCGUGGGCCGAGUCCUGGAACAAGCAGAAGGACUACAUGGAGCGGCGGAGGUCCGAGGUGGACACGGUGUGCAGACACAACUACGAGCUGAACCAGGGCUUCACGGUGAAACGGAGAGUCAAGCCUAAGGUACAUGUGUCACCCUCCAAGAAGGUCACCCUGAAGCAGCAUAACCUGCUGGUCUGCCACGUGACAGAUUUCUACCCAGGCAGCAUUCAAGUCCGCUGGUUCCAAAACAGCCAGGAGGAAACUGCUGGGGUCGUGUUCACCGACCUCAUCCGAAACGGGGACUGGACCUUCCAGAUUCUGGUCAUGCUGGAGAUAACUCCACAGCGGGGAGACGUGUACACCUGCCAUGUGGAGCACCCCAGCCUGGAGAGCCCCAUCACAGUAGAGUGGGGGGCAGAUUCUGACUCUGCCCGAAACAAGAUGCUGACCGGGGCAGUCGGCCUGGUGCUGGGACUCAUCUUCCUGACAGUGGGCACCAUCAAGCAUAUGAGGAGCAAGCUGGCUCAGCCGAGAUCUCCAGGAUCUAGAUGAGCAGGUUGCACCUCCCAUUGUCUCCACCAGCUCCCAACAGUCCAGAACUACAAAUUCAUCAACAGAGACUAGAGAGAUGGCGCAUCCGUGAUGUGUGCACUUGCUAACGUUCCCGAGGUCCCCAGGUCAGUUCCCAGUAUCCAUGUCUGACGUCUUCCAGCUGCCUCUAACUCCAGCUCCAAGGGAUCUGAAGCACUCUUCUGUCCUCCGUGCACACGCAUGUACACAUAAAUACAAAU